GGGAGGUCGACUGCUCCUGGGGGUGUCCGCCCUCACCCCACGCCCCUGGCCCCCUCCCUGAAGGGCACGCCGUCCUCCCCGGCCGACCAGCCUCUUUCCCAUCCCCGCGCUCCUAACGGUCUUUAUCCGGCCCCGCGGAAGCCUUGCCCGGGGCCCUCGCCCCCAUCCUCUGCCGGGCCCGCCCGGGGGCCCCCGACCCUCAUGCCCGGCACUCCCCGGAGGUUUCCCCAAUGUUCCUCGGGUUCUUAUCGGAAUUAGCUGGGCCCUGCGGGUCUCAAAGUGCAAGUGUUCCAUGACUUUGGCUAACGCUCCAUGGAGGCUUUUCCUUUUAACAAAGCACCUUGACUGGGUUUUAUUUCUUUUCAGCCAGCGACAUUAGUGCUUGGUCAUUGGGGUCUCCUUCCUCCCUGUUGUCCGGCGGUGUUAAACACCUUAGUCUUUCCUGCCAUGCUGGGCUCUUCCCAGCCCAUCUCCUCUGAUGCAGCAGCUCCCUGGCCACGGCCCUUCGCACUUUGCCCUUUUUACUCCCUUUUCAGGUUAACUUUAGAGAGACCCACUUACUCAGUCACUACUACAAUUACCAGUGAGCUUCCAGGUCCGGUCCAGAGUAGGGCCCUGUCGCGCGGGAGAUGCUAAAAAUCAGUACUUGUUGGCCGACUCUUUCUUUUUCCACACUCUCUGCCCAAGUCUUACUCCCCUCUUGGUUCUCAUUGCUCUUUGCUCAGAGAUCAGCCUCCAGAUAACUGCUCCAUUGCCCCUCUGAGCUGAUCUGCCAGUUGCAACUUAGACCCCCCAGUCUAUUGCCUCUGCAGCUGCAACACCUUGGGUACCAACAGGCUGUCUCAUUUGCUGCUCACUGUGUGGGAGUUUGAGCUCUGGCUCCUGGGUCAGUACUGUUCCCUGUGCAGUCUCGGCCACCCACCCUCACCCCAGCUCCAAUUUUAUUUCCUAGAUUGUAGGGCUAACAUGUAAUUGUGAAGGGUUGAGACAGAUCUGGAUUUUAUGUUGGCUGCCAUGGCCUGUGGACCAGGGGCCUUGAAGGUUGUCCCAUAUAGGGAUUACAGUCAAGUGAGUUGUAAUUUUUGACCGCUGGCUUGGCUUUUUCAGCCAGUAGACAUACUAACAUUGUGAAUAAUUUGAUGAUUACAGGACCCACUUUGCCCUUUAACGCUUGUAAUUGGAGUUUGGGAUAGCAAAAAUAGCCCACUUUAGAGCAGAGAAGGUGAGAAGAGGUGGCCGUGUGAAGGGUUUUUAAAAUUUUAAUGAAUUUAAAAUGGUUUAAAACUCACAAAGUAUGCUUGUGAGUUUAAGGUGAUUCCUGCUGCCUGUGCGCCCGUUUUCCUCUGGGUUAGAGUGUCUAGGGACAUCAGGGUCUCCUGUCCGGGCAGCUGCAGCCACCUUCCUUGUUUUCCCUGGCUGGGGCCCAACACUGGGCAAGUGGGCAGAAGAGAUCAAAGCGAGGUAAAGUGUGAAAGGGCUUUGAAAACCAGUAGACAUGCCAAGGGGCAUUAUUUGUCAUGAUAGCUCAGUGUAGAGAGCUGGGGUAGUAGACCAGCUGCGGGGUACCAUGGGCUUGUGCCCCAUUUUAAGCCUCAAAAGAGUUUUCAUCCUACCGCACAUGGAAAAUAUCCAUCCUGAGAAAGGGCGGAGUCACCUCCAGCUUGGGGCUGGGCUGUUUCUGUUUGCUCGAAUGUUAGGGAAUCUGGGACUUCACUUCCAUUAGCAGUGGUACCUUUCUAUGCCAAGGCACAAUACCCUCUGGAUGGGGGCUAAUUUUAGGGGUGAUGGAGUGAGGAAAUAAUGUUCUUAAUUUAGUGUGUACCGGGGCUGUUUAUUCUCUGGAUCUUUUCCUUCACCAUUGAGUUCUGAACUCCAGAAAACAGGCUCCCCUUCUGUUCCCUCAAGCCUAUUGUGAGCACCCAGGACCUGGGGUGUCCUCUCCUCUUGACUCCAGCAGGGGGCAGUCUUUUAAUGGCAAUAAUUAAGGUGCUGGGGAGUGAGGGUAUACUGAGGCCUGAGAAAGGGCGGGCUGGGCAAGGGAGAGAGCUGGAUGAGGCAGACAGGUGCUGAGUGCAGGGUCAAGAGGUGGGGCCAAGCUGGGGUGAGCCUGUGAGGAGCGCCUUCGAUUAAGCAGCCAGGCAAGGAUGCUGUCCCUGGUUCUCCACCUGCCACGUUGCCCUCUCUUCCUUUACUGGCAAGGGAUCCAGACUCUUGGCUUUGAGAGUUUGAGAUUGAGAAUCUUAGGGUAAUGUUUUGUUUAAUCUGUUCAUUUUCUCAAGGAUUUCUUUCCCUUCUGGCAGGAUUUCAGAUGUCUCUCAGGGGACAGUGUAAUUAGGGAAUGAUCUCCUUGCUCUUCACAGGGGAGAAUGAGCUGGAGUAAAUUUGGUUUCUCUUGCCUUCCAUUCAUCUCCACAAACACGGAAGCUGCAUUACCUGUGCUCUUCGCACAGGGGAGGUGUCUCAACCAUGGGACUGUUGACGCUUUGGGCCAGAUAAUCUUUGUUGUGGGGCCACCCUUUGCACUGUAGCAUGUUCAGCCACAUCCCUGGCCUCUACUAUCUAGAUACCAGUAGCACCUCUUAGUUAUGCCAAUCAAAAGUGUCUCCAGAUACUGCCAAAUGUUCCCCUGGAGAGCAGAGUCACUUCCAGGUGAGAACCCUGGCUUGGAGGCAGCCUGUGGUAGAGAAGCACCUGUUUCGAGGGCUGGGAACGUGGGGUGGCAGAUACACUGCUUCACAAUGCUUCCUUUGUUCUGAAAGGGCCAGGCAGCCCCCAGCUUCUGGGACCAGGUCCUCUUCUGGCUGGGUCCACCUAGGGCUUGACUUUUUUCUCCAGCUGCUCAUUAGCUUCUUGUCUCGACUGCUUCUCCUUGUCUCUGCAGUUUCCCUGCCUCUCACACUGGGAGCUGCUUUCCUUCAGUCUGCUCUGUACAAGCAAGACAGAAAGGCAGAGGCCAGUAGUGGGAAGCGGCAAGGAGCACUGCUGCUCCCUGGAAGGGUGACAGGGAUCUUUCCUAGAUGUGAAGGUCCUUCCCUGGGCACCACUGCGGUCAGACCAACAUCCAGUAGCUUAGGGACCCUGGUUCACUCCAGCAUAGGCCCCUGUUUGAAGAAAGCCUGGCCCCUGCCCCCCCCCCUGCUUCCCCAGCAAGUCUGCCAGGUUUUCCCCCAUCGUGGCUGUUUCGUGAACUCAUGGUGUGAGUGGCACGUGAUUGGCUUAGGUGUUUGGAGAGUGAAUGCUAGGUCCCCCGCUCUGCUCACCCCUUCCAACCACUAGGACACGCCCAGUUCCACAAUGGCAGCAGAGACCCUCAACUUUGGGCCUGAGUGGCUGAGGGCCCUUUCCAGCGGUGGCAGUGUGGCCUCCCCACCCCCAUCCCCUGCCAUGCCCAAAUACAAGCUGGCUGACUAUCGCUACGGGCGAGAGGAGAUGCUGGCUCUCUAUGUCAAGGAGAACAAGGUUCCUGAUGAGCUGCAGGACAAGGAGUUUGCUGCAGUGCUGCAGGAGGAACCACUGCAGCCCUUGGCACUGGAGCCUCUGACUGAGGAGGAGCAGAGAAACUUCUCCCUGUCAGUGAACAGCGUGGCCGUGCUGAGGCUGAUGGGAAAAGGGGCUGGGCCCCCCCUAGGUGGCACCUCCCGUGGCAGGGGCAGCACUCGGAGCCGAGGCCGCGGCCGCGGUGACAGUUGCUUUUACCAAAGAAGCAUUGAAGAAGGCGAUGGAGCCUUUGGCCGAAACCCCCGGGAGAUCCAGCGCAGCCAGAGUUGGGAUGACAGAGGCGAGAGGCGGUUUGAGAAGUCAGCCAGGAGGGAUGGAGGUACGGAGAAUGCUCGAUCCGGGUUUGAGGAGGGAGGGUCUGGCCUGAGGAAGGAACAUGCCCGCUCAGAUAGCGAGAACUGGCGUUCUCUCCGAGAGGAGCAAGAAGAGGAAGAAGAGGGCAGCUGGAGACUUGGGGCAGGACCCCGGCGAGAUGGCGACCGCUGGCGCUCAGCCAGCCCUGAUGGUGGUCCCCGCUCUGCUGGCUGGCGGGAACAUGGGGACCGGCGUCGCAAGUUUGAAUUUGAUUUGCGAGGGGAUCGAGGGUGUGGUGAAGAGGAGGGGCGGGGUGGAGGAGGCAGCUCUCACCUCCGGAGGUGCCGCGGGCCUGACAGCUUUGAUGAUGAGAAGGAUGGGCUCCCGGAGUGGUGUCUAGACGAUGAGGAUGAGGAAAUGGGCACCUUUGACGCCUCUGGGGCCUUCUUGCCCCUCAAGGUAUCUGAGGUGAAGGGCCCCAAGGAGCCCAUUCCUGAGGAGCAGGACCUCGACUUUCAGGGCCUAGAGGAAGAGGAGGAAGAGCCUCCAGAAGGGCUAGAUGAGGAGGGACCUGAGGCAGGGGGGAAGGAACUGACCCCACUGCCUCCCCAGGAAGAGAAGCCAAGCUCCCCGUCCCCACUGCCUACCUUGGGCCCACUCUGGGGAGCUAAUGGGGAAGGUGAUGAGGCUGUGGAGAAAGACCUGCCAGCAGCUGAAGGAGAUGAUAUGAGGGAAAUGCAACUGAGUCCUGGGGUGGGCUCUCCUCCUGGCCCACCUGGAGACCUGGAAGAUGAUGAAGGCUUGAAGCACCUGCAGCAGGAGGCAGAGAAACUGGUGGCCUCCCUGCAGGACAGCUCUCUGGAGGAAGAGCAGUUCACGGCUGCCAUUCAGGCGCAGGGACUGCGCCACUGUGCUGCUGUCACUGCCCUCCCCCUAAGCCACGGUGCCGCUCGGAAGUGGUUCUACAAGGACCCGCAGGGGGAGAUCCAAGGCCCCUUCACAACACAGGAGAUGGCAGAGUGGUUCCAGGCAGGCUAUUUCUCCAUGUCCCUGCUGGUGAAGCGGGGCUGUGAUGAGGGCUUCCAGCCUCUGGGUGAGGUGAUCAAGAUGUGGGGUCGUGUGCCCUUUGCUCCAGGGCCCUCACCACCCCCACUGCUGGGAAACAUGGACCAGGAGCGACUGAAGAAGCAACAGGAGUUGGCGGCAGCAGCCUUGUACCAGCAGCUGCAGCACCAGCAGUUUCUUCAGCUAGUCAGCAGCCGGCAGCUCCCACAGUGUGCGCUCCGGGAAAAGGUGGCUCUGGGGGACCUGACGCCACCACAGCAGCAGCUCAGCGCAUUCCUGCAGCAGCUCCAAGCUCUCAAACCCUCCAGAGGUGGGGACCAGAACCUGCUCCCGACGAUGAACCGAUCCCUAUCGGUGCCGGAUUCAGGCUCCCUCUGGGACAUACAUACCUCAGCCUCAUCACAAUCAGGCGGUGAGGCCAGUCUUUGGGACAUACCAGUAAACUCUUCGACUCAGGGUCCAAUUCUAGAACAGCUCCAGCUGCAACAUAAAUUCCAAGAGCGCAGAGAAGUGGAGCUCAGGGUGAAGCGAGAGGAGGAGGAGCGCCAGCGCCGGGAGGAGAAGCGACGCCAGCAGCAGCAGGAGGAGCAAAAGCGGAGGCAGGAGGAAGAGGAACUGUUCCGGCGUAAGCAGGUGCGGCAGCAGGAGCUACUACUGAAGCUGCUACAGCAGCAACAGGCUGCCACCGUGCCCCCUGCACCCAGCUCCCCGCCCCCACUCUGGGCCGGUCUGGCCAAGCAGGGAUUGUCCAUGAAGACGCUGCUGGAGCUGCAGUUGGAGGGUGAGCGGCAACUGCACAAGCAGCCCCCGCCUCGGGAGCCAUCGAGGGCCCAGUCCAACCACCGCGUGCAGCUUGGGGGCCUGGGCGCUGCCCCCCUGAACCAGUGGGUAGCUGAGGCUGGGCCACUGUGGGGCGGGCCGGACAAGAGUGGGGGCAGCAGCGGCAGCCUGGGGCUCUGGGAGGACACCCUCAAGAGCAGUGGGAGCCUGGCCCGCAGCCUGGGCCUGAAGAACAGCCGGAGCAGCCCCUCUCUCAGUGACUCGUACAGCCACCUCUCAGGUCGGCCUGUGCGCAAAAAGACCGAGGAGGAAGAGAAGCUGCUGAAGCUGCUACAGGGCAUCCCCCGGCCCCAGGAUGGCUUCACCCAGUGGUGUGAGCAGAUGCUACACACGCUGAGCACCACAGGCAGCCUGGAUGUGCCCAUGGCUGUAGCGAUCCUCAAGGAGGUGGAGUCCCCCUACGAUGUCCAUGAUUAUAUCCGUUCCUGCCUGGGGGACACGCUCGAAGCCAAAGAAUUUGCCAAACAGUUCCUGGAGCGGAGGGCCAAGCAAAAAGCCAGCCAGCAGCGGCAGCAGGAGGCUUGGCUAAGCAGUGGCUCCCUGCAGACAGCCUUUCAGACCAACCACAGCACCAAACUCGGCCCUGGGGAGGGCAGCAAGGCCAAGAGGCGGGCACUGAUGCUGCACUCAGACCCCAGCAUCCUGGGGUACUCCCUGCAUGGACCUUCUGGUGAGAUCGAGAGCGUGGAUGACUACUGACCAGCCCAUCCCACCAGGCCCCUGGGCUGUGGGCCAGGGGUGGCAGCAGCUUGGACCUUUGGGUCCCCAGCCUGCAGGCUCCCCAUGAGGAGCACAGGAGGAAGCAGGGGCAGGGUCCCCAGCACUUGUUACAAACCACACGAUGCACCUUAACUCACCCACCACGAGGCACUUUACAGAUGGGGGGAAGGGUUUUUUUGUUUUUCUUUUCUUUUAAAAAAAUUUUUAAAACAUUGAAAAAACCAUUAGGAAAGACAAAAAAAAAGUUGUUGAAAGCUACACUCUGAUCACUGCCUUCCCCCUGUGGGGAUAGUGGAGGUGACAAUGGAAGGUCCGCUGUUUCCUUUUUUUUUUUUUAAGAAAAAGAAAAACAAUGAAAAAAAAGGUUAGGAGACUGAAAGAAAAAACACACUGUUAUUUUGGGGCAGUGGGGACUUGGGCCCCAUGGACCUGUCCUGUCUGGCCCUCAGGCUGCACUUACCCUCCCUACCCUGCAAGGUGGGCCACUGGGGUAACUGGAAGCUGGGGUGCCAGCAGUUUGCACAGCGAGGCCUCCUCAGCCCCGCCGGCCGGACCCGCUGUGAACGGCUCCCUUGUUGCUGUGACUGGCACAGAUGUCCAGGAUGGGGGCCCAAGUAGCCCCUUGGCUUUGCUGCUUUGGGGGAAAGUUGCACAAAUGGGCCAGGCUGCCUCAGCUCCCUGGCUGCCAUCCUCCGCUGGCUGAUGGAAUUGAUGGGAGAGGGCUGGCCAGUGCCAACCUCAUAAGGCCAUCAGGGCAGCAGAACUUCCACUCUGCCCUGGUGAGGGGCUUCCCCUGUCGCUGCCAUUUGGGGGUCGACCUAGGUGUGAAGCUGCAAGCCCCAGCCCCCUGCCUUGCCACAUGAAUGUAUUCUUCGGGCCACAAGCCCCUGCUAUACCCCCUACCUCAACCUUGAGGGAGGGUGGGGGUGGAGCAGUUCCUCCAGGCUGGAGAGAGGCACCACUACAUGACUUCCUCCUGUGAAGGUGGGGAGGGGAGGGGCCCAGGAGGCCAAAGGAGGGGGUGGCUUGGGAAUUGGCAUUGCAGUGCCGGGGGUGUUAGAAGGGAGCCCCCACCUGCAAGCCAGCUGUGUGGGAUGUGGACCACCUGGCUCUGCCCUGACCCCCUCCAUUGACCAUAUGGGGGAGGAGUGCAUGGCCUCCUCCUUGCCUGCUCCUUUGACUAGUUGGGUAAGGUGGGGGUCAAGAAUAGAAGUCUCUCUUGGGUCACGGGUAGGUCGUGCUUCUGUUGCUCACCCACUUUGCAAUCACCUACCUGGGUAUGUCUCCAUUUGUGUGUGUUUUUUUAACAGCUCUGUCUUUUCGGUUUCUCAUCUGAUUUCUCCCAUGACCUCAUUGCUGAGAGCGCAGUAUUAGGGCAGGAUUCUGCCACUGCCUCCCCUCCAUGAAUGUAUUUAUCCUUCCUGCCCUGGGGACAUGGGGAGUGGCCCCCAUUUUCCCUUCUGUCCCUAGAGAGUUUUUUGUGUUUUUUUUUGCACCAAAGUGGCAACUGGGUCAGUGUUGGGGGUAAAGCUGGCCUUCGGGGUGGAGGAGCUCCCUCCACCUGCUUCUCCCUGGUUUCAACAGUGUUAGCGUCCGUGAAAAGACAAUAUCUCUCUAAAGCAAUAAGGGGGUGAUGGGCCAGGGGGAGAUGUCUUGCUGCUGCUGGCCCCCCAACUCCCCCUUUCCUCACGCCAGUGUGUGGUGGCAUCAGAGGUGUUGGGGGAGUGCUGUUGUGACUGAAUGUAACCCCCCCACCCCUGCCCCAGCCAAUGUAGGGGGGGAUGACACUUCCCUGUCUCUUCCUUCCCCUCCCUCCCCCCAAAGAGACUGAACUUGGGGGGGGGGGUUUGAGCCUGGAGAGGCCUUAACCCUGUGAGGAAGUGUAGGGGGAGCCCUCUCCCACCCCUAUCCCCUUCUGAGAGUGGUCAAUGUUUACAAGCCCCUGAGCUCCCCAGCCCAGGGACUCCACCCUGUCACUGUCUGUUGCAGCCCCAUCCAGCUUACUGGGCCAUCUGCUCUUCUGCCCUUCCCAGGGCUGUGCUGGGUACAAGGGUCAUCCUGUGUCCCCUUGUCUGCCUUGUACCUGCAGUCUCCCCCUACCCUGUGUGACUUCCCUUUCUACCCAUCCCUGUAAAUACUCCCCUAACCCCCAAUAAAACUUGGUGUGUGUUCUCCCUU
Molecule: messenger RNA, 8595 nt
Organism: Manis javanica (Malayan pangolin)
Lineage: Eukaryota; Metazoa; Chordata; Mammalia; Pholidota; Manidae
Source: RefSeq, a predicted model, not a curated record